This is a messenger RNA of Capsicum annuum, 405 nucleotides long. RefSeq names its product chaperone protein DnaJ-like. The record is from RefSeq and is a predicted model, not a curated record. The transcript is spliced from 2 exons. Gene Ontology annotation, molecular function: metal ion binding. Gene Ontology annotation, cellular component: cytosol; nucleus. NCBI's taxonomy places the organism in Eukaryota, Viridiplantae, Streptophyta, Magnoliopsida, Solanales, Solanaceae. The coding region runs from base 1 to 405 and encodes 134 amino acids. Gene Ontology annotation, biological process: tRNA wobble uridine modification; protein histidyl modification to diphthamide.
AUGAUUUCAAGCAGCAACUCGUUUCAUAAAACUCACUAUGAGAUCCUAGGUGUAAAGAAAGAUGCAAAUUUGGAAGAAGUCCGUAAACCCUAUCGUUCAGCCAUACUUUGUUUUCAUCCAGACAAGCAGCAAAAUGCAUCAGAAACAUCCAAUUCUGAGUGUCUGACAGACAACAAUUAUUGGAGAUACAGAGAGCCUGGGAAACCAUGUGGUGACUACUACUUUAUUGAUUCUUUCGAGUUGGCAGAUAGGAGUUGUUCAAAAUCAAGAGAUGGUGAUACGUUAUCGUUGCUAACAUCUAAAUCUUUGCCAACAUCUGUUGUGCUUCCUUGUGGAUCUUGCUCACUUAAAGUCCGCCUACUGAUCAACUGUGAUACUAGGCUUCGUAGAGAUGUUCACUUGUAA